Ictidomys tridecemlineatus (thirteen-lined ground squirrel) is the source of this 4923-nucleotide messenger RNA. Lineage: Eukaryota; Metazoa; Chordata; Mammalia; Rodentia; Sciuridae. The record is from RefSeq and is a predicted model, not a curated record.
CACAAAGCCGGCCUUUGUUAUCACCUGAGCAUGCGGAAGGGCAAUUGCCCUGAGUAUGCCAUCUCGUGCCUCUAUCACAUGCUCCUGCGUUUUCUCCACUCGACUUUCCUGGGCCCAUUCCCAGAUAGAGGAUGGAAGAAACCAGAGCAAAAUGUGAAUGCUGGGGGCUCAGCUGCCAAACAUGGAGAGACCUUGUUUCCAUGGUCAUCCAGGCUGAAUUAGAUCAGGCACUCCUGAGAUCAACAGUAUGGAUAUCUUGCAUCCAAGAGGACCCUGUGGGCACUGAAAUCCAGCUCACUCAUGCUUAUUUCCUGUAAUGGACAAACUUGAUGCUAAUGUGAGUUCCAAGGAGGGCUUUGGUUCAUUGGAGAAGGUCUUGCUGCUCACGUUUCUCUCGGCAGUCAUCCUGAUGGCCAUUCUGGGCAACCUGCUAGUGAUGGUGGCUGUGUGCAGGGACAGGCAUCUCCGGAAAAUAAAAACCAAUUAUUUCAUCGUAUCUCUUGCCUUUGCGGAUCUGCUGGUUUCGGUGCUGGUGAUGCCCUUCGGUGCCAUUGAACUGGUUCAAGACAUCUGGAUUUAUGGAGAGAUGUUUUGUCUUGUGCGGACAUCCCUAGAUGUCCUACUCACAACGGCAUCAAUCUUUCACCUGUGCUGCAUUUCCCUGGAUAGGUAUUAUGCCAUCUGCUGCCAGCCUUUGGUUUACAGGAACAAGAUGACCCCUCUGCGCAUCGCAUUAAUGCUGGGAGGCUGCUGGGUCAUCCCCAUGUUUAUCUCUUUCCUCCCUAUAAUGCAAGGCUGGAAUAACAUUGGCAUAGUUGAUUUGAUAGAAAAAAGGAAAUUCAACCAGAACUCAAACUCGACCUACUGCAUCUUCAUGGUCAACAAGCCCUACGCCAUCACCUGCUCCGUGGUGGCCUUCUACAUCCCGUUUCUCCUCAUGGUGCUGGCCUAUUAUCGCAUCUACAUCACCGCCAAGGAGCAUGCCCACCAGAUCCAGAUGUUGCAGCGGGCAGGAGCCCCCUCAGAGGGCAGGCCCCAGCCAGCUGACCAGCACAGCACCCAUCGCAUGAGGACAGAGACCAAAGCGGCCAAGACCCUGUGCAUCAUAAUGGGUUGCUUCUGCCUCUGCUGGGCUCCAUUCUUUGUCACCAAUAUUGUGGAUCCUUUCAUAGACUACACUGUGCCCGGGCAGGUGUGGACUGCUUUCCUCUGGCUCGGCUAUAUCAAUUCUGGGCUGAACCCCUUCCUCUACGCCUUCUUGAACAAGUCUUUCAGACGUGCCUUCCUCAUCAUCCUCUGUUGUGAUGAUGAACGUUACAGAAGACCUUCCAUUCUAGGCCAGACUGUCCCCUGUUCAACCACAACCAUUAACGGAUCCACGCAUGUACUGAGGUGUAGUAACCUUCUUUUUAAAUGGAAUCUUAUUGGGAUGCAGUGGAGUGUGGUGGCCAGUGGGAGAGUCAGUGCCACCCCCCAGCAACUUCUCCUCUGGUGGCUGCUCAGCCCAGUGACACUUAGACCCGGGGGACAGUGACCAAGAAGACAGCUGUGGCUCCAAGAGAGGGCCAGGUCCUAAGCUGCUGCGUGUGCCUGACUGCACCUGGCAUUCACGUCACCAGAGGCCUUCCUCCUCGGCUGGUGCAGGCGCCCCUCGCACGCCAGGCUUUUCCUCCGAGAUUCCAGCAGUUGGUGAUUUGAGGGAGUCAGGGGACAGAAAGGCCUUGGUGCACUUUUCAUUCUCCAACAUUCCAUCUUCCUGGAGUCUCCACUCUUGCUUGACAGUCUCUAGUAUUCCUGACAUGUUCCUCUCGCUGUGACUGUGUCUCAGUCUUGUUCCAAGCACUCUUGCUCACUGUGUCCUAUCUCAAUCAUAGAUGUUUCCAAAUAUGCCUUCUUUGCUGUAUCUGCUCACAGAAAACACAUCUUCCCUGUGCCUGUCUUGGACAUAGUUGUGUUCCAAGUGCUCACAUUUCUGGCUUGGUCACAUCCGUCAGAGUCAUGUCCAAACUACCUACUGUUCCUUCUUCGUCCUGUUCUGUCCCAGAUGUUCACACUCUUUCCUCCCUGUGUCUGGGUCCAAACAAGCAUCCUCUUGGCCAGCCCCUGUCUUGGUCACAGACUUCUACUUGCUCUUUCCUUUGUCCACUGUCAGUCUGUCUCUUCAGGACAUGCUCCAUUUAUUUACCACAGAAGACACAGGAGUAGAGACUGUCCGUGGAACAUGGUCUCUGCAGCAAGCCUGGAGUGAGCUGAAGACAGACGGUUUAUCCUAGUGCGGGGGCCAUGGGCCCAUUUGCUCUGAGAUGCUCAUCCUUUUGUUGGGUUAGAACCGGACAUCUCUUAGCGAGGCUAGGGCAGGGUGUCAACAUUGUACAUGUUUACUAAGAGACUUUGAGAUCUUUCUGUGAGCUUGUGGUGAAGGCCACAGUACCAACUGAAAACCCUUGAACUGGGCUUAUUCCUCCCACAGGAGGAAACUUUGGGAAGUUCUCACUAUGUGACCUGGUCACCCUCAUAGUUCCUCAGGUGGGGGAGCACAGAGCUCAGCAAUGCUGGGAACACACACACACAAAAAAAACAAUGUUUGACUUGAAGCCAGCGGAUCUGAUGCCAGCUCUGGCUCUGCUCCUGAUAGGCUGUGAGAUCUUAAACAAUGUCCUUCCAUCUCUGAACCUCACUUUCCACAGCUGCAUCCCGAAGCUUGGACUAGGGUAGUAAGAUUUCUUUCCAUUUCUAGGAUAACAGGAAACUGUUACAGCCAUCUGCUACCUCGAAAAGCCAUGGCCUGCCUGCCUGUUGGCUUUGUUCCAAAGGAACUACUAUCCAUUUGGGCCUCCUCAACCCCUGACCUUGUCCAAUCAACCUGGUUGUCGUUCACGCAUUGAUGAGUCCGUGGCUCUUGCCACUGGCCUAGAGCAAAGGUCCCAAGGAGGGAGGGCCACUUCCAAGAGCUGCUGUAGAGCUUGAACAUUCAUUAUGCCCAUGGUCUGAUAGCAUCUCAGGAUUAUUUAUCAUACUCUUUCAUACUGUCUUCUCUCUUGCUGCUCAUGAAGCAUCAUUUAUCAUUUCCGUUGAUGUUUACUCAAGUUCUAGAAUGGAACUUGACAGGAAAGAGACUUGGAAUGAAGAAGAGAAGAUUCUGUGUCUUGUGAAGGCUGAGUUUUGUUGGGGAGAAAGCCACGCCUUAGAAAGGGAAGCCGCCUUGGAGCAUGCACCCUCAUUGACAGACCCCGACUGCUGCUGGGAAACUGUGCUCCCUGCCGAGCCACUCCUUGUGGAGCCUGGGACUCUGGGUCAUCAGCGUAGCAGGGGAUCUAUUCUUCUCAAAUGUGAAGACAGAUUACUUAAGUUCUAACUUGCACCCUGACACUGUUGUGGGACCAGUCCCCUUUGAUUUUCCAAGUCCCUGCUCUGGGGUCAUCACCAGGCUCAGCAAUCCCCCAUCACUCAGAAGCAACCACCAUUUUGAGGAUAGUUUUUCUGUAAUACAAAGAAGGGAGCAUCAAGUUUUUGAGAUCGCAGCUCUGGACCCAAUGAAGAGACUCAAACAAUCUGCCAUGGCUGCCCAUGCACCCUACGUACCUGCUGUCUCCGUGAGCACGCUGCUGAGGAGGGCUGUAGCAUAGAAGUGGCAGGUGCACUGAAUCAACGAAUAACUGAGUGAAUCAAACUAAUUGCUGAACACCUCUGGCUUCAGGGGGAAUGUCUUCUGCCUAUUUCAUAAAGUUGAUGUGGAGAUUCAAAAAAAAAAAUCUUUGUGAAUGCAUUCUAUGAAUCAUAAAAUGGCAUCCCACUGUGUUCUGGAUGUUUUGAGUUACCGUGAUUGUGCCUGAGCGCUCAAGGGCUGAGUUUAUUUAGUUUAGAGAAUGAACUUUUUAUGUCAAAAAUGAUAUGGGGGGUAGGAGGAUGCUUUUUAAGUACCAAUUCUUCCAAGUCUGCCCCUCCUCAUUUGGUCACUCCAGGUUUCCCAAGAAACAAAUUCUUAAACCACAAACACAUUCAUUUAAAGGGAUUUUGUGGUUCUCCAAAGUAAAGGGGUAGAUGGAGAAAAUGGAAGAUUAUAGGCUAAUUUGGGUAAGAAUGAGCCUGAUUUUUCAUGUCAUUUCAAAGUCAUAUCAACUUAAAUCACAUGCCUGCUUGUCAUGAAAAAAUAUAUGUAUUUGAAGGAAAAACUACCUGGGCCAUUGAAAUCAUUUCACUUUGUAAAUUGAAUAUAUAUAUACAUAUAUAUAUAUGAAUUUUAUUAAAAAAGAAAAAGCAAACAUGGACUACACUAUAAAUGGCCAGCUGAAAAGAAGGUUGCAUAAAUGUCUACUAAGACACUGAAUCAGAUAACUUUUGACAUUGUUCCUGUCUGUGUAAAUGAGUGUUAAUUAUGGUUUAAUGCUAUUUUAGCAAACACCUUAAUUUUGUUUACAUUUUUAAUAAAGCAGAGUAACAAAUGGGACAACUUUGUACAGUUUAUAAUGCACUGAGUCCCCUUGUAUAAUCACUAUACAAAAUACAUGUGGGCCAUGAUACAGAUCAUGGAACUUCAUUUUACAAUUUCAAAGGAUUACAAACUUUGAUAAUGGUUGUAUCUUUGGUUUUAUGAGAUUGCUACUUCUGUCUGUGAUUAUUUGUAGCAAAGGCUUUGAAGAUACCGGGAUCAAUUCUAACUUCAUUCCCAUGGAAAGCUCCCUUGGCUUUAUGAUUGCCUAUUUUUUGAUGCAGUUCCCAUGAAUGUGUUCUUGGAAAAACAGGAACCUACACAGUUUUUUUUAAUAGAUAAAUUCUAUUUAUUGAUUAAGUUGAUAAAUGACAUGUAUUUAUUUGAAUGCAUUCUGUACAUGUUUCUAUAACUUAUAUAUUAAAGGAAAGUAUAAGUCCUAAAGCUAAUAACUGAAUUUUGAAAAUGCAAUAAAAUUCCAAAGUCGAUUCCCA